AUGGGCCCCUGUACCGCCUCCUCAUGCUGCUGCCAGGCCCCUAAUCUGCCAUGGGGCCCUGUACCGCCUCCUCAUGCUGCUGCCAGGUCCAGAGUCUCUCAUGGGUCCCUGUACGGCCUCCCAUUGCUGCUGUCUCCAUCGCCACACUCUGCCAUGUGCACUUUCAGGUCUCCUCACACACUGCUGGUGUGUUCCAUUUUUUGUCAUAGGGUGCUGGCAGAUUACGGGCCUCCCAUAGCUGCUGCCAGGCCCCUAAUCUGCCAUGGGCCCCUGUACCGCCUCCUCAUGCUGCUGCCAGGUCCAGGUCUCUCCCACGGCCUCCCAUUGUGCUGUCUCCAUGCUGCCAUGUGCCACUUUCAGGUCUCCUCACACUGCUGGUGUGUUCCAUUUUUUUGUCAUAGGGUGCUGGCAGAUUACGGGCCUCCCAUAGCUGCUGCCAGG
This is a messenger RNA of Staurois parvus, 441 nucleotides long. NCBI's taxonomy places the organism in Eukaryota, Metazoa, Chordata, Amphibia, Anura, Ranidae. The record is from the annotation of a GenBank genome assembly.